This is a messenger RNA of Tachysurus vachellii, 2333 nucleotides long. It is a transcript of the gene dnajc4, whose product is annotated as DnaJ (Hsp40) homolog, subfamily C, member 4. NCBI's taxonomy places the organism in Eukaryota, Metazoa, Chordata, Actinopteri, Siluriformes, Bagridae. The coding region runs from base 266 to 988 and encodes 240 amino acids. The record is from RefSeq and is a predicted model, not a curated record. The transcript is spliced from 7 exons.
GUUGCGUACAAGCUGUAAACAAACAAUAAAUGGAAAGUUAAAGGAUCAAACUGUAAAACAAACAGAACGGUCAGGUUUAAUCCCGAAAAACAGAGGAUUCACUAACCAUUUAAAUAAGAAACUCAACACCAAUCGACAUGUUUACAGUCUGAAACACUGACCGUUCUGUUUCUGCUGCUGCUCUGACUCUGACUCUGACACUGACUGGAAGAGCUCUGUAACACUGUUCUCUGCAGAUUCUCCUGUGGAUAAACAUGUUCUCAGAAUGAAUGUUAGCAUGAUACAGAUGGAGGCCCCACUGCGGCUCUGUCACAACUGUCUGUUUUUCUAUAAGCUUCCACAGCGCUUCCUGUCACUUUCUUCUACUCACAGGUCACCUGCAAGUUACUACGAUGUUCUAGGGGUUAAGGCUGAUGCAUCACUGGAUGAAAUAAAGAAUGCAUUUUUUGACAAGUCCAAAAAGCUUCACCCUGACAGUGACCCGUCUAACCCGGUCCUCCAUAGUCAGUUUGUUAAGCUAAAUGAAGCUUACCGGGUGUUGAGCAAAGAAGGAACCAGGAAGGAUUAUGACCUCCGAAUGAGAUAUCAUAAUUUGGACCAGAGUUUUAGACCCUCCUCCAGAUACACACACAACCCCAGCACUGCUGAGACGACUGAGAACAUGCACUACUGGGAGCAGUUUCGGAGUACCCAGGAAUUCUCUGAGGAUGACUGGCAGAAUAAGAGGAAGAAGAAUCUGCGGCUGGUGGGCUACUGCCUCGUCGCCAUGCUUCUGAGUAUCGGUGCUCAUUACUUUGGGUUCAGAAAGCUGGAGGAAAUACAUAAUGACUUCAUGGACAAAAAAGAUAAUGCCAUCACUAAAAUCUAUAACGAGUCCAAAGAAAGAGCCAGGGUGAAUGGAUUUAAGAAGCAACAGGAGAUCCUGAGACAGAAACAUGCAGAAUUUCUGGAGAGAUACAAGAUUCGUCCAAGCGGCAAAGAGAAGUAAAAAUAUCAUAUAGACAUCAUGAGGCUUGGCAGAGUCAUUUGCCGGAGCUCAGCGCACAUCCAGGUAGCACGGAAGCUAUAGGAGAUGAACUAUGUGUCUAGGUUGAAAACAAAUAAAAAUUGUAAUAAUGAUAAUAUUCAGUGUCAGAUGUUUAUGAACACACGUUGUAUACGGUUUAUAGUUUUUUCAGGUAUGGGCUACAAAUAAUGGUCAGUAUAGAAACAGGGCUACAAAUACAGCAAGCUCUUGUACUACAUGACAUAUAGAAUAUACAGACACUUGUCAUGUCCACUGUACACCACAGUGUGUGUGUGUGUAGUAUUUAACUGCCUAAGCCAGGUUAAAGGAGUAACAAAGGUGCUAGCAAAGCCAUCAUUUCUGAAUCAUUCAUUCAUUCAUUCAUUCAUUCAUUUUCUACCGCUUAUCCGAACUACCUCGGGUCACGGGGAGCCUGUGCCUAUCUCAGGCGUCAUCGGGCAUCAAGGCAGGAUUCACCCUGGACGGAGUGCCAACCCAUCAGAGGGCACACACACACACUCUCAUUCACACACACUAGGGACAAUUUUCCAGAGAUGCCAAUCAACCUACCAUGCAUGUCUUUGGACCGGGGGAGGAAACCGGAGUACCCGGAGGAAACCCCCGAGGCACGGGGAGAACAUGCAAACUCCACACACACAAGGCGGAGGCGGGAAUCGAACCCCCAACCCUGGAGGUGUGAGGCGAACGUGCUAACCACUAAGCCACCGUGCCCCCUUUCUGAAUCAGUAUUUAUUAAUUAAGGGACCCUUAGUGACGGUCUGGAUUUGUUGCAGAACUGAAAAUAAAUUUCCUCCUAAAUUGUUUGCUCUGUUAACUGGAUUGGUUAUCAUGAUUCAUCAGAAAUCACAUUCUGCUCUCUCUGUAAAAGAAAAAAGAAACAGAAAUCAUAUUAAGUAAUCUGAGUAAUAUUUUUGGAAGCUUAAUUGCUUUGGAUAACUGAGACUUAAACUUCAGAUAUACAUCGUACAUCCUACUGAACAUAUGGUUGAAUAUUAUGGCCUUUAUUCUGAUUGGUGCAUUUGGCUUUUGUUUUGUCCUUGUUUUGAACAUCCAGUCAUAGUAUAACUACAGACUACAUAACUAUGUUUUCUGUUAUGCUGUCUUCUGCAGCUGUAUCAAAUAAGAAGGAGACUGUCAUCACCAGGUGUUUUGCACUGUUCACGAUUAUAAGGAAUUGUGUGAAAUCAAUAGAGUCUUGUGUGAACCCAUUAGCUCACUGGGGUUUGACUGUUGCUGCAAGUGGCGUAAUGUUUCUCUUUGACAUUUUUUGUUGCAAUUAUGAAUUAAACAUUAUAAUGAUAUUAAA